AUGCUAGACGCCUUCUCGAAAGCUCAGGAUCCCGCGAAUCAGGGUGCCCAGAAGGCUCGGGUUGGCGAGUGGCCUGGACUAUCUGAUCGUUAUAAGAUUCCCAGUGAGGCGCUCUGCCUUACUUUCACAGACGCAUAUCUGUCCGACACACAUCUGCUACACCCUAUACUAGCCCGACAUGAAGUCUGCGCGCUGAGAGAUAAAGUCCUGCCUUUUGUCACUCAAGAUGCCGUCGAACUGGCACGCCUGAAAUCAAGUGAAGCCACAGCACCCAACGGGGUCCGUACAUCUCGACGUGACUUCUUUCAAGCCUUUCUCAUAUUCGCCAUAGGCUGUGCCACCGUUGGUAACCGGCCUCUUUCGUAUCCACGAACUCAAAACUUCGCCAUCAUUAUUCCAGAUCCCAAAGCAGCAGUCCUCAGUUUAUAUAAGUCAGCCAUGCUUUUUAGUGACGACACCAUUGUCGUCCCUGGCUUGGACGCAUGCCGAAGUCUCUUAUUGCUUGCACGCCUGUCCACCUUGUGCCGAACUAGACUAUCAGUAUGGGAAACAAGCAGGAUCUGUCUAGCCAUGCGUGGUUCCAUCAGCCCUUUUGAGGAGCAGAUGCGACGGAGGGUUUUCUGGGAUUGUUACAAGCUUGAUUGCUACUCAUCUAGCACGCUCGGUCGUCCAGUCGGCAUACCGGACGCCGAUAUCGAGGUGCAAUUGCCCUGCGACCUUGAUGACGGUGUCAUUAUGGGACUCCAGGCGCUACCAGACGAAUCGCACCUUCACAGUCCAAGCAUAACCACCAGCGAGAUGUCCGUGUUCAUCCAUUCGGUUCGAAUGCGGCGGAUAACUUCAGAGCUGAACCGAUCUUUGAACCAGGAACAGGAUUUCAUCACUGGAGUAGGGCUAUCAUCGACGAAGACAGCGGGAGAUGCAUAUCGACUGCUGAAAACAACGAUCGACCGUCUAGAUGAGUGGGAGAGUAAUUCGCCAAUUCAUUCAUCAUUUACGUCACUAUUCCAGUUGCCAUCAUACAUGAAGAUUCUAGGACAGAAAGAAAGGCUAUGGCUAGGAAAAUUACUCAUCGACCGCAUGCCAACGCGGGACGGGUGCCCUCCCUUAGACGUUCUUGUUAUUUGCCAGGAAGCGGCAAUAAAUAUCAUCCUAGAGUACGACAAGGGCCGCCAAGUACCGCACCUGAUGUAUUUCCUUCGCGCAGAUCUGCACCUAAUCUUCCAGGCGGGCGUGUCGCUAUUACUGGCUGUUGCCGUGAAGGACCGUCUCUUGCAACGGAAUUCUCUUGAGGGAUCCAGUCCUCUUCCCGUGCACCAGGAAGAUUUGCUGCUAGCGAACCUCCCAACUACGUCGGCGGAGGAGGCUUUACAUCUUUGCGAUGACUUAUUACAGGAGAUCACAGAGGUCUUGGAGGAGUCGACGCUCUUAAGAGACAUUUUUCACAUCUGCCACGGACACCAACGCCCUACGCAUGACGACGUUCAACAACGUGACGCAGCUCUCGGCCCGUUUGCAACAAACUUCGAGUCAAACGAUGUACCUACUAGCUCAAGGCCCAACCAGAGAAGCCCUCAUCCGCUGAUCGACCCACAGCUUGCUGAGGGUGCGCCUUGUAUAGAAAACACCCAGCCACCUUCUACGAACUGGAAUCCCUUAAAUAAUAUGCCCUGUUUUCAAGAUGCCGGUGAUGGACCUGUUGAUGAAAUGCAGUGGAUGACGAGUGAGGUCUGGGGUGCCCUUCAAGAUGAGAUGACGCAGUACUUCAGCGACCCAUCCGCAGAGUUCGGAAAUUGGUCAUUCUAUUAA
Clonostachys rhizophaga is the source of this 1809-nucleotide messenger RNA. Lineage: Eukaryota; Fungi; Ascomycota; Sordariomycetes; Hypocreales; Bionectriaceae. The record is from the annotation of a GenBank genome assembly.